ACAAUGCCCUAUGCAAGAAUUAACAUGGCGUCUAUGGUGCUGUUUUGAUCAUACCGCAAUGGUUUUGAUCCGUGAAUGAAAACAACAAAAUACUGAGCAGGAAGAUUAACAGAAAUUAGACGUAUUUUAGAGCUAAAAUCUGCAUAUUACAGUAAGGCAUUGUAUAUUGUUUUUCAUGUUCUGGCGCUUUUGUCGUGUGUCAGUUUUAUAGGGUCGGGUGGCUAGUCAAACACUUGUCUAUAGAAAGGCUUACCAGCCGCUGGCCAGCUAGCGGAUAGAUGGUUAACUUGCUAGCUAACAAGCUAGCCAUUUAUCAGGUACUUCGAUUUACGAGUUGGCUAGUUAGCUACCGUUAGCAAAUACAAAACAUUUGUCAGGUAGCUAGCAAGUCUGCUCGAGCUGCACGGUAUUUAUUUGUCUAGCUGUUAUUUUAAAUGUCACUUUCCCCGUUUGUUUGCAUUUGCAGGGUGUCUCGCUAUGCGAGAAGGCCCUUGCAGGAUAUUGUGGGUUGGUUUCGUUUCAUAACAAACACAAGUGCUUCAGCCUAGGUUUUUCUCAGCUAGCCAACUAGCCACUCUCUUCGUUAUAUCGUAAUAAUGUAUAUUUGCAAUAAAAUUAGCAAGUUAUAUUACUACCCUUUAUGCAUUGGUCUAACUACUGUAACCAUAUAUGUUCCUAACUAGGAUGUAGUUGUUUUGAUCAGGCCUUUGGGGCUUCAUUGCAAGCUAAAUGUUUUGCCACUGGCUACUUUCUCAGUUCUUCCUAGCAGAUGUACAAUUAGUUCAAUAUGCUAUGUUUUGAUAGUAUUAAGUGUCUAUGAAUAGUUUAGGCUAUUGUUCUUUUAAGAUCAAUGUAGGUAAUGCCAAAAAUGUAUGACUUUCAUCUCUUCCGAUUUUCAUUGGACUAGCUGCCUCCCCAUCCUCAAUACAGAGUAGUAGUUAGUUUUCUUCAGCCCGGGUGAGGGAGAGGACUGGAUCGAGGCAUGGAGGAAUCAAAAAGCCCCCUAAAAUUAAUCAAGCCCUCUCGCAAUGAGGCCAGGGGAGCCACAGCUCCAUCCUCCACCAGCUCCAGGUCCCUGAAAGAGGCUCCAGCGACACAGAGAGAGGGGCCUGGCCCCAAGCCUGCCACUGCCUGCCGGAGCAAGGAGAACAUCACCACAGCCAGGGAGGACCAUAAGGACCAAGGCAGUAACCGUGGGACAGGCAGAGCCUCCACUGCCAGCCCUCAGGACCCAGGGAAGCCUCGCAGGCUGACUGGAAGGACCAGCUCUGGGGAGAGGAGGAAGGGGAUGGUGGGACUGGGAGGCCAGCAGCAGGCUGGGCAGGGGGGUGACGCUAGGGCCAUGGUGGCUACAGGCGGGAGCCCGGCUGGUGGAGGGAGAGACACAGGGGCAGGUACGGUGGCCACCUCAUCUGACGAUGUCCUUACUGCACAGACCAAGACCCCCAAGAUGGGGCCGUUGAAGGAGAAGUCACCUGGCGUGAAGGCCGGUGCUGUGUUGGAGACAGGGCAAUCUGCUGUGGAGGGGUCAGGGGUCAAUGAGGAGGGUCAUGGGAGGAACAUGACCUCUGAGCAGAAGCUGGGUCUCAGACAGGCUGAGGAUCGCCUUUACAGAGACUACAUACACAGACUGGUCAAGCCGUCUCCAGAGUACCCUAACUUCCAGUACCUAUGCAAGCUAUGUUCAAUACACAUAGAGAACGUACAGGGGGCACACAAACACAUCAAGGAAAAGAGACACAAGAAGAACAUCAUGGUGAGAGAAAAAGAGAAGCAGGAGGAGAAUGAGCUGCGUGCUCUGCCUGCCCCCUCCCCAGCCCAGCUCAGAGCCGUGGACGCAGCCGUCCUUCAGGUCACCCAACAACAUGGCAUCUCUGACCAGGACUUCCUGAUGCGAAAGGAAGUGGUCACCAGGAUGGAGAUCAUCAUCCAGCAGCACCUCUCAGUUUGCGCCCUCCGCCUGUACGGCUCCUGUCUCACCCGAUUUGCCUUCAAGACAAGUGACAUCAACAUUGACGUCACCUACCCCUCCACUAUGACUCAACCAGAUGUGCUGAUACAAGUACUGGAAAUCGUGAAGAACAGUGCUCAAUAUUCUGAGGUUGAGUCUGACUUUCACGCCAAAGUUCCGGUAGUGUUUUGCAGAGAUGUCAACAGUGGGUUGAUGUGCAAGGUGAGUGCAGGUAAUGAUGUGGCCUGCCUCACCACCAACCACCUGGCUGCCCUAGCUAGACUGGAACCCAGACUGGUGCCUCUGGUCCUGGCCUUCCGCCUCUGGGCUAAGUUGUGCCAUAUUGACUGCCAGGCAGAAGGGGGAAUCCCGUCCUACUCCUUCUCCCUCAUGGUCAUCUUCUUCCUCCAACAACGCAGAGAGCCCAUCCUUCCUGUCUACUUCGGCUACUGGAUCGAAGGCUUUGAUGUGAAGGCUGUGGAUGAGUACCAUCUGACGGGGAUAGAGAUGGAUAUAUUUGUGGGAUGGGAGCACCGGCCCCCCAGUACAGAGGGACGGGGGGAUGGCAGGGGGGAAGGAGGGAAGACCAAGCCUGAGCAGAAGAAACCUGCUGUGAAGAACCAGCAUGCAGAGGGAAUGACGCGCCUGGCCCUGGACCUGGGUAAAGGGGUGUCCCUGGGCCAGCUGUGGCUGGAGCUGCUUCGGUUCUACACUCUGGAGUUCGCCCUGGAGGAACGCAUCAUCAGCAUCCGCCUCAAAGAGCUCCUCUCCAGAGAGAUGAAGAACUGGCCCCGACGACGGCUGGCCAUCGAGGAUCCGUUUGCCCUGAAGAGGAAUGUUGCCCGCAGCCUGAACAGUCAGAUGGUCUUUGAGUAUGUCCAGGAGCGCUUUCGUACUGCCUACAAAUACUUUGCCUGCCCGCAGAGCAAGGACAGGGACACAGGAGGGCGCCAGAGAGGCAAGAAGACAUGCAAACAUGGCGACAUGAAACCAGAGGAAGGAGAUGGAGAAGAGGUGGCUGAGAAGAGUGGAGGUGGAGAGCACAAUGGGAAGGAAGGGAACAGUCUGAGCUCUGAGACAGGACAGAAGGAGGAGGGUGAAAGUGAUGAAGAGGAUGGAGCAGAGCGGGCAUUAAACGCUGGCCUUAUGGACUUGGUCCUCAGUGAGGGGGACAGUUCUACAGAUGGAACUGGAGCUGAGCCUGGCACUACCCUGGAGCAUUCCUCCGCCUCCCCCUCGCCCCAGAACGGCCUGCUGGACAGUGAGGAAGAGGAAGCUAAGCAUGUGUCUGAGAAGCAGGGACAUAUUGCACCAGAGGACCUGCAUUAUAUAUUUGACAGGAUGAUCUUCACAGGAGGAAAGCCUCCUACAGUCGUGUGCAGCAUCUGUAAGAGAGAUGGGCAUCUGAAGGACGAUUGUCCUGAGGACUUCAAGAAGAUCGAGCUCAAACCGCUGCCUCCCAUGACCGACCGCUUCAGAGACAUCCUGGAUGGCCUUUGUAGACUCUGCUACCAUGAGCUGUCCCCCUCUCUUGGAGAGCAGCAGAAGAGAGAGCAGGUCAUGGGUAGUCUGGAGAGGUUUAUACGAAAGGAAUACAAUGACAAGGCCCAGCUGUGUUUGUUUGGCUCCUCCAAGAACGGCUUUGGUUUCCGUGACAGUGACCUGGACAUCUGCAUGACCUUGGAGGGCCACGACACCGGAGAGAAGUUGAACUGCAAAGAGAUCAUCGAAGACCUAGCCAAGGUGCUAAAGAAACAUGCAGGUCUGAGGAACAUCCUGCCUAUUACAACAGCCAAAGUGCCUAUUGUGAAGUUUGAACACAGACCGAGCGGACUGGAGGCAGACAUCAGCCUCUACAAUACGCUGGCUCAACACAACACCAGAAUGCUGGCUACCUACGCGGCUCUAGACCCUCGCGUGCAGUUCCUGGGAUACACCAUGAAGGUGUUUGCAAAGCGCUGUGACAUAGGUGACGCGUCCAGAGGAAGUCUGUCGUCCUAUGCAUACAUCCUCAUGGUGCUCUACUUCCUGCAGCAGAGACAGCCCCCUGUCAUCCCUGUUCUCCAAGAGAUCUUUGACGGACAUACUGUACCACAGAGGAUGGUGGAUGGUUGGAAUGCCUUCUUCUGUGAUGACCUCGAGGAACUGCGUCGUCAUCUGCCAGAGCUGCAGCAAAACCGUGAGUCUGUGGGGGAGCUGUGGCUGGGCCUGCUCAGGUUCUACACCGAGGAGUUUGACUUUAAGGAGCAUGUCAUUAGCAUCCGCCAGAGGAAACGACUCACCACCUUCGAGAAGCAGUGGACCUCCAAGUGCAUCGCUAUUGAAGAUCCCUUUGACUUGAAUCACAAUCUUGGUGCUGGAGUUUCUCGCAAAAUGACUAACUUCAUCAUGAAGGCCUUCAUCAACGGCAGGAAGCUGUUUGGUACCCCCUUCUACCCCCAGCCUGGCUUGGAGGCGUACUACUUCUUUGACUCCAAGGUGCUAACGGACGGGGAGCUGGCACCUAAUGACAGGUGCUGUCGGGUCUGUGGCAAGAUCGGCCAUUACAUGAAGGACUGCCCCAAGAGACGCAGGUACACUGGGAGAGAACAUCAGGGGAUGAGGAAGAACGAGAAAGAGGAGGAUGUGAAGGAGGGAGACGAACAUGAGCCACGGGAGCGUCGCUGUUUCCAGUGUGGUGACAUGGGUCACGUACGGAGGGACUGCCAAGAGUACCGUCAUCUUAGACAGAGAGCCGCAGGGGGACUAGUUCCCCACAUGGUGCAAGCCAUGGUGAGCUCCCAGUCCAUCCCCAUCCCCCAGCCUCCACAGGACCGCCCCGGACGCACCAGACAACCCUCCGAAUGUUCUGAUUCCCACCAGACUCCGCCCUACUCCCCCCAGCCCAACCUGUUCUCCCAGGGUUCCAGCCAAUCCUCCAGCUCCCCCCAAUCCUCCUCCUCCUCCAAGACCUCCGCUGGAGUGGGACCCCCCAAGCAGUCCCAACAACCCCAGGUUCCCCUCUCUCUCUUCGGCUUCCCUCCCUCCCACCCGGGCCAGUACCACCACUCUGCAGCUCUCACUGCUCUGGGACUGCUGCCGUCCCACCACAACCAGCACCAGUCACAUCAGUCCCAGGGGCACCAGGUUCAUCACCAACACCAUCACCCCUCCAACUCCUGGCCCAUCCACGGCCCCAUCCUCCAGACUUCCAGCGGCCCUGGAGGGCCCUCCCCGCCCGGCCUUAAAUUCCCUCUGCGCCAGGCUCCUGGGCCAGGGAACGGGAACACAGGGCCAGGGGGAUCUUUGGGGGGUGGCAGCCCUAGCCCUAUAAACCUAAACGACCCUAGCAUCAUCUUCGCCCAGCCGGCGGGGAGGCCCAUGGGCCUGGGAGGAGGGCAGGGACGGGACAGGCACUGGCACAACCACCUGGCACAACAGGGGGCAAUGGUGGCUAACGGCACUGUGGGCAAGUCAGACCCAGGCUACAAGACCCAGUUUGGGGGGGUGAGCCAGCAGGGUUCUAGGACCUGGGAGCACAGCAACGCGGCCCACUACUCCCUGUCCCCGUCCUGGCCUUACCGCAUGCCACAGAACUUCAUCCAGCAGGGCAACGGGGGCUACCCACAACCCGGCAAGCCCUUCAUGUCCCAAGGUUCUGUGGUGCACCCCAAUCAGCAUUUCCCGCUCCUCCCCCAUGGACGACAUCACGUCAACCUCAACUACAUCCAGCAGAAGAAAUGAAUUGUGAACUCUGCUCCCAUAGCAUCUUCUUUCAUUUAGGCGUUAUGGUCCUUCACCCUGACAAAACAAAAACUAUAUAAUCUUAACUUUGCAUCAUCUGGUCAAAACUUUUUUAAAUGAAUUUUAUCAUUUUUGUACAGUUUUUACGUGUUUUGUCUCAUUACAUUGAUUUGUGAUACAAAUGUCAAAUAUUUUAAUACCCCCAUUUCUGAAGGGGUCCAAAAAGCGUUUUUAUUUUGUGUAAAGUAAGGAGGUAAAAAUGAUCCUUUAUUUUUAUUAGCUGUGUUCAUACUUUGCUUGCUUAAGGAUAAAAGCUUUGAAUAGACUUUUGUUCAAACAAAAAACAACAUUUGAACAUGCCCAAUCCUAUCAGAUAAUUAUGUAGAGCCAAAAAGACCUAUAGUAAGGGAAAAAAAAUAAGAGAAAAAAACAAAGCCAUAAAAAAUAAAUAAAGUUAAAGCAAACA
Salmo salar (Atlantic salmon) is the source of this 6140-nucleotide messenger RNA. RefSeq names its product terminal uridylyltransferase 4. The record is from RefSeq and is a predicted model, not a curated record. Gene Ontology annotation, molecular function: RNA uridylyltransferase activity; zinc ion binding; nucleic acid binding. NCBI's taxonomy places the organism in Eukaryota, Metazoa, Chordata, Actinopteri, Salmoniformes, Salmonidae.